Molecule: messenger RNA, 5702 nt
Organism: Oncorhynchus nerka (sockeye salmon)
Lineage: Eukaryota; Metazoa; Chordata; Actinopteri; Salmoniformes; Salmonidae
Product: paternally-expressed gene 3 protein-like
Exons: 6
Coding region: 554-2197 (547 amino acids)
Cellular component (GO): cytoplasm
Source: RefSeq, a predicted model, not a curated record
CCAACCAUUGUCAGAGCUGCUGUAUGUGCUGAGUAUAAGAUGUGGUGUGUUUCAGCGAUGUCCUGGUGUCUAUUCUUCUAGGAUCUGUUUUCAACCUGUGACGGACAACUUUCAUUAAGGACUGAGAAGACGGCUGUUACCCGCUGUUUCUACGCUGCUCGGACCUGGUGACAGACAGAGAGAGAGAGAGAGACAGAGAGAGAGAGACAGAGAGAAAGAGAGACAGAGAGAAAGGAGAGAGAGACAGAGAGAAAGGAGAGAGAGACAGAGAGAAAGGAGAGAGACAGAGAGAAAGGAGAGAGACAGAGAGAAAGGAGAGAGAGACAGAGAGAAAGGAGAGAGAGACAGAGAGGAAGGAGUGUGACCGAGAAAGCAGAGAGAGACAGAGAGGAAGGAGAGAGACAGAGAGGAAGGAGAGAGACCGAGAAAGGAGAGAGAGACAGAGAGGAAGGAGAGAGACAGAGAGGAAGGAGAGAGAGACAGAGAGGAAGGAGAGAGAGACAGAGAACAGGGAGAGAGAAUAGAACAGAGGACCAGCUGUGUGGACCUUCAUAUGGAGUCUAUAACAGAGGGAGGAGGAGGAGGAGGAGGGCUGAGGGAGCUGGUUCUAAAGUGGUUUACAGAGACCCAGGCCCCUCUCAUUCUCCUCCAUGAAGGAAACUUUCCCGAUUGGUUCCAAGGCUUCACCACCAGGAAGGAAGCAGAGGAUCAGCUGAGAGACAAGCCUCUGGGAUGUUUUCUCAUCAGACUCAGUGACAAAGCUGUAGGAUACAUCCUCUCAUACAAAGGACAAGAUCGCUGCCGCCAUUUUGUGAUCAACCAGGACCAAGCUGGGCUGUUCGCUAUCUCCGGGGACGACCAGCCUCACCACAGCCUCACAGAACUGAUAGAGCACUACAGACUCCAUCCCAUCCAGCCCUUUGGAGAGUCCCUCACCUCUACAUACUGUUGUCAGUCAAGCUCAGGAGAGCUGUAUGAUGUGGUGCAGUUCGAGGCCAAAGAGAAGAAGAAGACCGGUGGGGUCAGUGUCCGAGCCCUGAGAAGUUACUGGGACCAGCAGAACGAACAGAAGAAUGACCAACACCAACAGAAUGACCAUCAAAAGGACCAUCACAAUGACCCACGGAAUGACCCACGGAAUGACCCACGGAACGACCCACGGAAUGACCCACGGAAUGACCCACGGAACGACCCACGGAAUAACCCACGGAAUGAGCAGCACCAAUGGAAUGACCUGCCGCCAACUAGGCAGCCCCCUGCAGUGCCACCCGUGCUGCCGCCCAAAACCAACAACAGGAAGUUGACAUCAACAGUAUCCAUUGGCAGGAAGUCCCUCCCACAGCAAGCAGUUCCUCCAGUACCAAGGCGAGGCCCACCUCUGACCCACUCUCUGAGUGGAACCUUGUCUGACAAGAGCCCGUCUCAAACCCAAUACGCUGAAAUACAUCAUGACCAAACCAGGACCACAUCUCACGGUCAAACCCAAUACGCUGAGAUACAUCAUGACCAAACCAGGACCACAUCUCACGGUCAAACCCAAUACGCUGAGAUACAUCAUGACCAAACCAAGACCACAUCUCACGGUCAAACCCAAUACGCAGAAAUACAUCAUGACCAAACCAAGACCAAAUCUCAUGGUCAAACCCAAUACGCAGAAAUACACACGAACCAGAACAAAGUGGAGAGACUGGCCAGUACUGGGAGUCUGAACCAGAGGAGAAGCACUGGGCCCUGGUCCUUCAAUAACACCUCCACAGCAGCAGGAGGAGUCAUGUACUCUGAGCUGACCCUGCCAGAUGGACGGAGCCGCUCUCUACCCCGCCUGGACGACGCCACGGAGGAGGAGGAGGAGGAGGAGGAGGGGUACUCCGACAGGAUAACCAUCCCUUGCUUCCCCAACACCUCUCACUCCCCCAAUCCCUCCAAGAGGGUCACCUGCAACGCCUACUCUCUUCAGGACCCCAGGGAAAGCCCCCGGCCACAGAUCCACGGUGGACCACAAAGCCUGGAUCAGCUGAGCAUCAACCCACUGUACCAGGCCUCUGUCGGGCUUGGUGAGGGCCGGGACGCCCCCUGGAAGGUACCACAGAAGCAGAGAGAAGGGGACCGUGGCAGAAGCCCCAGGACCAGACUACCCAACAGGAGGAGAGUAUGUAUGCAGAGGUUCCAGAGGGGCCAUCUCCUCCCCGUCAUAUGAUUACUGACAACACCUAUGAGCAGAUCCCAGGGGACGGUGGCCAAAAGAGGACACAAAGCACCGCCACAGACCAGGGAGGAAACACCUAUGAGAUGCUGGAGAACCUGAAGUCCAAGGAGUCUACUUGGGGCAAGAAGAAUAUCACAUGGAGAAAAUUAUUCCCUGAAUACAAGAAGAAAUAGCAGCACCCUGCAGAUUCAGCAACAAACCAAUCAGCACCCUGCAGAUUCAGCAACAAACCAAUCAGCACCCUGCAGAUUCAGCAACAAACCAAUCAGCACCCUGCAGAUUCAGCAACAAACCAAUCAGCACCCUGCAGAUUCAGCAACAAACCAAUCAGCACCCUGCAGAUUCAGCAACAAACCAAUCAGCACCAUGCAGAUUCAGCAACAAACCAAUCAGCACCCUGCAGAUUCAGCAGGAAGACAAUUCUUUGGUCAAUGUUAUUGUAUUUAGGAAAUGUGUAGACUUGUGUUAUCUCUGUGUUAAAUGUGUUUUAUUAGCAAAUAUAAAUUAAAUGCAUUUUCCCUUAUCCACACAUUGAUUGUACUUGGAAAUUGAAACUCAAGCUGUCUUGAGCAGAGAGAGAGAGAGAAAAACUAGUGCAGCUAUACACUGAGUGUACAAAACAUGAUUGAGUUGCACCCCCUUUUAACCUACAGAACAGCCUCAAUUCAUCGGGCGUGGACUCUACAAGGUGUUGAAAGCCUUCCACAGGGUCUCUACAAGGUGUUGAAAGCCUUCCACAGGGACUCUACAAGGUGUUGAAAGCAUUCCACAGGGACUCUACAAGGUGUUGAAAGCCUUCCACAGGGACUCUACAAGGUGUUGAAAGCCUUCCACAGGGUCUCUACAAGGUGUUGAAAGCCUUCCACAGGGUCUCUACAAGGUGUUGAAAGCCUUCCACAGGGAUGCUGGCCCAUGUUGACUCCAAUGCUUCCCACAGUUGUGUCAGGUUGGCUGGAUGUCCUUUGGGUGGUGGACCGUUCUUGAUACACACGGGGAAACUGUUCAGUGUGAAAAACCCAGCAUCGUUGCAGUUCUUGACACACUCUAACUGGUGCGCCAGGUACCUACUACCACACCCCGUUUAAAGGCAUGUACAUCUUUUGUCUUGCCCUUUCACCCUCUGAAUGUCACACAUACACAAUCCAUGUCUCAGUUGUCUCAAGGCUUAAAAAUUCUUCUUCAACCUGACUCCUCCCCUUCACCUAAGACUGACUGAAGUGGAUUUAACAUGACUCCUCCCCUUCACCUAAGACUGACUGAAGUGGAUUUAACAUGACUCCUCCCCUUCACCUAAGACUGACUGAAGUGGAUUUAACAUGACUCCUCCCCUUCACCUACACUGACUGAAGUGGAUUUAACCUGACUCCUCCCCUUCACCUACACUGACUGAAGUGGAUUUAACAUGACUCCUCCCCUUCACCUACGACUGACUGAAGUGGAUUUAACAUGACUCCUCCCCUUCACCUACGACUGACUGAAGUGGAUUUAACAACAGACAUCAAAAAGGAUUGUAUCUUUCACCUGGUCAGUCUGUGUCACAGUAGUAUGUAUGGAGAGGACAUUACAGUAGUAUGUAUGGAGGGUCUAUGGAAGGUCUACUGAGGGUCUAUGGAUGGUUGAUGUAUUCUGAUAGAGGACAUUACAGUAGUGUCUAUGGAGGGUCUAUGGAAGGUCUAUGGAUGGUUGAUGUAUUCUGAUAGAGGACAUUACAUAGUAUGUAUGGAGAGGACAUCACAGUAGUAUGUAUGGAGGGUCUAUGUCACAGUAGUAUGUAUGGAGAGGACAUUACAGUAGUGUCUAUGGAGGGUCUAUGCAGGGUCUAUGGAAGGUCUACUGAGGGUCUAUGGAUGGUUGAUGUAUUCUGAUAGAGGACAUUACAGUAGUGUCUAUGGAGGGUCUAUGGAUUUUUUUUUAAUAUAUAUAUUUUUUUUUUAACCUUUAUUUAACCAGUUAAGAACACAUUCUUAUUUUCAAUGACGGCCUGGGAACAGUGGGUUAACUGCCUGUUCAGGGGCAGAACGACAGAUUUGUACCAUGUCAGCUCGAGGGUUUGAACUCACAACCCUCUGGUUACUAGUCCAACGCUCUAACCACUAGGCUACCCUGCCACUACUGUAAUGUCCUCUAUCAGAAUACAUCAACCAUCCAUAGACCCUCCAUAGACCCUCCAUAGACACUAUUGUAAUGUCCUCUAUCAGAAUACAUCAACCAUCCAUAGACCCUCAGUAGACCCUCCAUAGACUGAGGGUCUACUGAGGGUCUAUGGAUGGUCUACUGAGGGUCUACUGAGGGUCUACUGAGGGUCUAUGGAGGGUCUAUGGAGGGUCUACUGAGGGUCUAUGGAUGGUUGAUGUAUUCUGAUAGAGGACAUUACAAUAGUGUCUAUGGAGGGUCUAUGGAGGGUCUAUGGAGGGUCUAUGGAAGGUCUACUGAGGGUCUAUGGAAGGUCUACUGAGGGUCUAUGGAUGGUUGAUGUAUUCUGAUAGAGGACAUUACAGUAGUAUGUAUGGAGGGUCUAUGGAGGGUUUAGGGAGGGAUACCUGGUACAUUAAAGGCACAUAAACAUCAGUGAGAGAGUUCAGAUGUUAGACUGUACUGUAUAAUACUUCCUGUUUAUAGAACCUCUCGGUACUGUAUAAUACUACUUCCUGUUUAUGGAACCUCUCUGUACUGUAUAAUACUACUUCCUGUUUAUGUAACCCCUCUGUACUGUAUAAUACUACUUCCUGUUUAUGGAACCCCUCUGUACUGUAUAAUACUACUUCCUGUUUAUGGAACCUCUCUGUACUGUAUAAUACUACUUCCUGUUUAUGGAACCUCUCUGUACUGUAUAAUACUACUUCCUGUUUAUGGAACCUCUGUACUGUAUAAUACUACUUCCUGUUUAUGGAACCCCUCUGUACUGUAUAUACUACUUCCUGUUUAUGGAACCUCUGUACUGUAUAAUACUACUUCCUGUUUAUGGAACCCCUCUGUACUGUAUAAUACUACUUCCUGUUUAUGGAACCCCUCUGUACUGUAUAAUACUACUUCCUGUUUAUGGAACCUCUCUGUACUGUAUAAUACUACUUCCUGUUUAUGUAACCCCUCUGUACUGUAUAAUACUACUUCCUGUUUAUGGAACCUCUGUACUGUAUAAUACUACUUCCUGUUUAUGGAACCUCUGUACUGUAUAAUACUACUUCCUGUUUAUGGAACCUCUCUAUACUGUAUAAUACUACUUCCUGUUUAUGGAACCUCUGUACUGUAUAAUACUACUUCCUGUUUAUGGAACCUCUCUAUACUGUAUAAUACUACUUCCUGUUUAUGGAACCUCUGUACUGUAUAAUACUACUUCCUGUUUAUGGAACCUCUGUACUGUAUAAUACUACUUCCUGUUUAUGGAACCCCUCUGUACUGUAUAAUACUACUUCCUGUUUAUGGAACCUCUCUGCAUCAUUUUAUCCAUUGGAAUAGUUACACCACUUGAAUUCUGAUUAAAGUACCAUACUCAUAA